AUGCAACCCUCCAAGCCUAACCAAGUUAAAUCAACUCAGCCUUUCGAAUCGCCCUCUGUCUCUCUCAUCCCGAAGGGACUCCAUGGCGAGACACCCAUCUCCGUACGGCCUUGUCGCUGCGGCCUCAACUACCCAAACGGUUGCGAGUGGCAUGUCUUCCACCCCGAAGGUCAGGUACUCGCGAUCCACCACAAGAACUCUCCCGAUGAGUUUGCCAAGGUCCAAGACUCUCCUCCUGCUAACACCCCUUCCAACACCACACCAAUCUCGUUAACCGAGGCCCAGCUCAACUCUUUCGGGUUUGGCUACCACAAGGAUGCUACAUUCACCCUCAAACAAAACUUCUCGAAGAAAAGGGACUUGGGCCCGUGGGCACGGGUACAAGGCGAAAGCAUACGAUGUCUGGGUUGCGAUGUCGACGUAGUUCCGGGAGAUUGGAUUGAGCAUCGGGGAACCUGUCGUGGCAUCGAAACGAAAGUCGUUGAUGUCAUAGCAGACGCUUGGGAAAAGGAGGCGAAGGACGGGGCCUUCGCUUCCCGUGCCCCUGGAAUUUUCUCUCUGCUCGUCUAA
Messenger RNA from Desarmillaria tabescens, 570 nucleotides. RefSeq lists its product as uncharacterized. The record is from RefSeq and is a predicted model, not a curated record. The transcript has a single exon. NCBI's taxonomy places the organism in Eukaryota, Fungi, Basidiomycota, Agaricomycetes, Agaricales, Physalacriaceae. Bases 1 to 570 code for a protein of 189 amino acids.